GCAGACGGCAGCGCGAGAGACGACCAACUGGAGCUACGUGUGAAGAGCUGAGGGCCAUGGGUACCCUCACGAAAUUUAUUAUAAUAAGGUCAGAACGGCUAAUACGUUAAGCAUGAUACCUACAGUUUGGUAUAAAUAGGAGGGUUACGUUUACUCCACAAUUAUGGCUGACAGUAACGAGGAAAGUGAAACUGGGGAAGUUUUUAUUUCCGUAACAGAGGCGUUAAAAUUGAUAAAUCAACCAUUUGAUGGUACAAAAAACAAACUCAAAGAAUUUUGCGAUAAUGUUGACACGGCUUUUGAUCUGGUGAACCCAGAACGUCAUAGAGUGCUGUUAAAGUUUGUAAAAUCAAAAAUAGUUGGGGACGCGAAAGCCAAAAUUUUAGUCCGCGAAAACACUGAUACUUGGGAAGAGGUAAAAGAAAUUUUAGAGGAGAAUUAUGCGGUUCGCAGAACUUUAGAUUUCUACGCUUGUCGGUUAUUUAAUGCUCGACAGGGAUCACAUGAGCCUGUUGUAAACUGGGGUAGCCGAGUCGAUACAAUGGUAACUGAACUUAAGGAGGCGGCCUUAAAGGUAUGCACCCGCCCGCAAGAAAACGGGGCAAUGGCCUUAAUACAACAUUUGGCUAGAGCCUGCUUCGUACAAGGGUUAUCUGUUGAAAGAAUUCAAACAGUUAUUCGGAGCAAGGGCGCUCAAAUUGAGACUCUAGGGUUAGCUGUAGAAUCGGCACUAGAGGAGGAGUCGAAUCUUUUGUCUCUUAAGGAGAGAAUUAGACCCCCAAUGUUAAAAGUAGGAGAUACGGUAACAAGAAGGCCCAGUUGCUCGAAUUGCGGAAAAGGCGGACACACACUAGAAAAAUGUUUCUUACGAAAACCCGAUAAAAAUAAAGGAUGGAAAAAAUAUGUACACGUAGGAGAGCUAUUUUGUAAAAAUUGUAACACUACAGGACACACAGACGCGAAUUGUCGACGUAAACAAAGAGAUGACAGAAAGACUUUUCAGCCCUACAAAGAGGAGAGAAACAGGGGAAACUCCACAUGCUUUGAGUGCGGUAAACCGGGACAUUAUGCCCGAAACUGCUUUAACAAAUACGGAAAAUACAACAAUACCAAUUUUGCAAAAGGAAAUGAUUACCCAAAUCAGUACAGGUAUGACCAAAGAAAUCACAAGGAAUUAGGAUAUAUUAACAAAGGAGGGCGAGAGGAUAGACCUUCCUAUACUGAAUCGCGAUUAUGGAAACAUGGGGAAAACGCGGGAAACUAAAAAGGGGGCAUUACGAGCAGCGGUGUAUGCACCCUAAGGAGCCAAACACAGACAGCUGCAAUAGAAAAUCUAGAAUAGAGUAUGAACAAAGUAACGACGAUGCUAUCUGUACCAAGAGUAGUAUAGUUUCUUUAAAGCUAGACGAAAUACGUGAAGCAGUAGACUGCCUUAUAGACACAGGGUCCGACAUAACACUAAUCAGAGAGAAUGUUCUAAAUAAGAGUAUCCUAUCGACCAGUGAUAAAAAGGAGAAAACUAAGAUUCGCGGUUUAGCCACCGAUGUAAUGCCUACAAAAGGGACUGUUAAUUUAAACUUUUGUUUACCAUCUUCCACAGUAAGAUAUAAAUGCCACAUUAUAGAAUCCUGUCCUCAUGCAUGUAUUUUGGGCAAAGAUUUUCUAAGUUUUACUAAAUCUGUUGUUGAUUUCGAAUAUAAUAGACUGAUAAUCAACAAGGAGCAAAUCCCCUUUUGUGAAGAAGAUCAUGCUGUCAAAAAUAUGAGAAUUCAUGUACCAGCUAGGUGCGAAAAAAUAGUGCAAUUAAAUGCUAGCAACGAAGGAUUAGGACUAGUAGAAAAACGAGAAAUAGAAAAGGGAGUUUAUCUAGGAGAUGGAUUGACGGAAGUGAUAAAUGGCAAAUGUUUAUGUUCUAUAUUAAAUACUAACGAACACGAAGUAGAAGUAGAUAUGCCCGUCGUUGAAUUAGAGGAAAUACCCUCUACAGCGAAAUUGUUGAGUAUUCAAAAUUCCGAUAGGGAAAGGAAAGAGAAAUUGGCAUCGAUGUUAAGGGUAGAACAUCUACACGACACAGAGAAAAAGCAAUUGCUAAAAUUAUGGAAAGAGUUUGUAGACAUUUUUCACUUGCCCGGUGAUACACUCACAUGUACGCCGACCAUUGAACAUAGUAUCCCUACAGGUGCUGAGACGAGGCCCAUUAAUGUAAAACCAUAUCGUAUUCCGGAAAUUCACAAGGAGGAAAUUAAAAAACAAGAGACACAGAUGUUAGAACAGGGUAUUAUCAAACCCAGUCUGAGCCCUUGGAACGCGCCUAUAUUAGUGAUUCCAAAAAAACGAGACGCUUCCAAUCAACAGA
Molecule: messenger RNA, 2356 nt
Organism: Bacillus rossius redtenbacheri
Lineage: Eukaryota; Metazoa; Arthropoda; Insecta; Phasmatodea; Bacillidae
Exons: 1
Coding region: 164-1264 (366 amino acids)
Molecular function (GO): zinc ion binding; nucleic acid binding
Source: RefSeq, a predicted model, not a curated record